Molecule: messenger RNA, 3929 nt
Organism: Salarias fasciatus (jewelled blenny)
Lineage: Eukaryota; Metazoa; Chordata; Actinopteri; Blenniiformes; Blenniidae
Product: protein bicaudal D homolog 2-like
Exons: 8
Coding region: 292-2742 (816 amino acids)
Biological process (GO): microtubule anchoring at microtubule organizing center; regulation of microtubule cytoskeleton organization; protein localization to organelle
Cellular component (GO): cytosol; Golgi apparatus
Molecular function (GO): cytoskeletal adaptor activity; dynactin binding; dynein complex binding
Source: RefSeq, a predicted model, not a curated record
CGCCGUGCAGUGGUAGCUUUUUCCAAUAGAUGAUCUCAACAGAAGUUUCCUCUGUCAGCCUCAUGAAGGGAUUGGAGAAAGUGCACGAGAAUGACAAAACCGCGGUUUAAAUUGGGUUUCGUCGAAGUCUGCCGCAGUCAAACACAUCGGGGAACAAACGCCGUUUAAGCUCCGACGAUGCGGUUCAAACAAAGAAGGCUGUGAUUUGCGGGUCUUGGUGGUUUUCUGGCCGCUCCUCCUGCUCGGUCAGGGCUGGGUCCCGUUACAGUUGGGAGUCGGCGGCUCGCCAAGAUGUCUACGGAGGAGCAGGAAUAUCCCGAAGCGGUCCUGGUGACAGAAGCCGGGCCGCAGUGGCUCCGAGCCGAGGUGGAGCGCCUGACGCGGGAGCUCCGCGAAACGAGCCACGAGAAGAUCCAGGCGGCGGAGUACGGGCUGGCGGUGCUGGAGGAGAAGCAGCAGCUCAAGCAGCGGUUCGAUGAGCUGGAGACGGAGUACGAGGCGGUCCGCCAGGAGCUGGAUCAGCUGAAGGAGGCCUUUGGACAAGCACACUCGACUCACAGGAAGGUGGCGGCAGACGGAGAAAGCAGAGAGGAGUCACUGAUUAUGGAGUCUGCCAGUAAGGAGGCUCUCUACCAGCAGAAGGUGCUGGAAUUGCAGAACGAGCUCCGACAGGCCAAAGCGUCUCUCUCCAGUGCACAAGCUGAAAAUGAUCGCCUGUCAUCUAUUGCCCUGGAGAUGAGAGAGAACUCGGACCUGGCAGAGCUGCAGCGCUCUCAGCUGCGGGACGACAUCAGGGAGUACAAGAUCCGGGAGGCGCGCCAGUUGCAGGACUACAGUGAGCUGGAGGAAGAGAACAUCUCUCUCCAAAAGCAAGUGUCUGUGCUGAGGCAGAACCAGGUGGAAUUUGAAGGUCUAAAGCAUGAGAUCCGCCGCCUGGAGGAGGACUCCCAGUGUCUUCACAGCCAGCUGGAUGAAGCCAUGCGUCUGAGAGACAUCGCUGAUCGACAGCUCACAGAAGCUUUAGAGACCAUUAAGACAGAGCGUGAGCAGAAAGCCACGCUGCGCAAAGAGCUGUCCCACUACAUGACGAUCGGUGGCUCCGUGUACAGCAGCACUUUCAACACGUCCAUCGAUAACCCCAAACUCCACGACGAUCCCUCCACUGUCAUGGAACCUGACAACGACGAUCUGAUCAGAGGUUUCGAGAACGGAUUGAUUAAAGCAAGCGAGAGCGAUGAAGACAACAGAUCUGCAGGAAGCAAGAGGGGAGAGGCCUUCAAGCCGGCUCCAAGCCUGGUGGACGACCUGCUGAGCGAGCUCAACAUCUCAGAGAUCCAGAAACUCAAACAGCAGCUCGUGCAGGUGGAGAGGGAGAAGGCCGCCCUGAUCAGCUCUCUGCAGGAGAACCAGAAGCAGCUGGAGCAGGCCUACAGCACAGUGUCCGAGCAAAAGGAAACGGUCAACAGGCUGACCGAAAACCUGAGCGCCAUGAGGAAACUCCACGCAAGCAAGGAGCGCCAGUCUGCUCUGGACAGUGAAAAAGACCGGGACAGCCACGACGACGGGGAUUACUAUGAGCUGGACAUAAACGGCCCGGAGAUCCUGCAGUGUAAAUACACGGUGGCGGUGUCUGAAGCAGGGGAGCUGAGGACAGAGCUGAAGACGCUGAGGGCGCAGUACGAGGAGUGCCGGACGCAGUACGAAGACGAGCGGGCGCGGCUGGAGAGCGACGUGCAGGACUUGAGGUCGAAGCUGUCGUCCCUGGAGAAGAUCAGCCAGGCGGAUAAAGCGGAGGUGGCUCGUCUGGAGAAGGAGCUCCGUCUGGUCAGCGAGGCCGCAGGAGAGUCGCUCGGCAGCCUGAACGUGGCUCAGGACGAGCUCAUCGCCUUCAGCGAGGAGCUGGCCAACCUCUACAACCACGUGUGCAUGUGCAACAACGAGACGCCAAACCGCGUCAUGCUCGACUACUACAAGGAGGGCAAGGCCAUCGUGAGGAGGGGGCAAGAAGGGAAGGAGAUCCAGUCUCUGCUUCUUACAAACGGGCUGAUCAGUGAGACCGAGGCCGGAAAGUCAGAAACCAACAGCACCUCGGCUGCAGCGCACGAGCACCGCCCAGAACCCAUGAACAUCUACAACCUCGUCGCCAUCAUCAGGGACCAGAUCCGCCACCUGCAGCAGGCGGUGGACCGCACCACCGAGCUGUCGCGCCAGAGACUUGCCAAUCUGGAGCUGAGCGCAGUGGCAGACAAAGACAAAGAAGCUUGCAUGGAGGAGAUUCUCAAGCUGAAGUCCCUGCUGAGCACCAAAAGGGAACAGAUCGCCACUCUGAGAGCCGUGCUGAAGGCCAACAAGCAGACAGCGGAGGUGGCGCUGGCCAACCUGAAGAGCAAGUACGAGAGUGAGAAGGCCAUGGUGACUGACACCAUGAUGAAGCUCCGGAAUGAACUCAAAGCUCUGAAGGAGGAUGCUGCUACUUUCUCCUCGCUUCGAGCCAUGUUUGCCACCAGAUGUGACGAGUACGUGACCCAGCUGGACGACAUGCAGAGGCAGCUGGCCGCCGCGGAGGACGAGAAGAAGACGCUGAACUCCCUGCUGCGCAUGGCCAUUCAGCAGAAACUGGCAUUAACGCAGCGCCUGGAGGAUCUGGAGUUCGACCACGAGCAGGCGCGGCGCAAGAGCGCCACCGCGGCGGGAGGCAAGGCCAAAACAAAGGGCAAGGCUGCCCCCGCCAGCCAUCGAUGAAUCUCUCGAGCCAAGUGUCCUUAACGGGAGUCCGUCAGAGUGCGUGACGGCUUGCAGUCACUGUUGCUUCUGGUUUCUUCCCCCACGCCGUGGUCCGAGGCAUGCCACCGUUCAGACAAGCACACGUCCCGCAGUAUUCGCCAAGAGCCUUCCUUUUGCAGUGCCAAAUCCUGUAUGUGAAAUUCCCCGACGCCUGUGCGGCUGCAGGCGAUAUGCAUCUCUCCUCCAGCUGCCCUUUGCAGUCAUCGGUCUUCCAACAUUAUGCACCACUAUAAUGAUCGAUCCAUGGGAAGAGUCCAGCAUUUGGAUUUUUCAUUGCCUGUAUUUCCCUGACUGAGCACUUUUUCUUCCACUUGUCUGCUCUUUGGCAAUUCUUGAAUAAUGCUAAUGAUAUCAUACAGUGUGUAUACUGGUUGUGCAUGCUAGUCCACCAGGUUUUUAAUAUUUUUAUGUAUCUAGACAUAUUUUAACCUUAUUUAUUAAGUAACAAAGUCACAAAUGAGGGUUUUGCGUUUUUAAACCAGAACUAUCGGCUUAUUUUUUUGAAUUUUUUUAAAAAAUAAGAAGCAAAUAUAUUUUUCUUUUUUUAUUCCUGUGUUGCCCGUUGGCCUUAGAUUUAGAUUUGCCUUUUUUGACAACUUAUAAAAGAGAAGAGAUGUUACACACAAACUUUAUGUCCUCCUAUGAUCCUGCAGUUACGGAGUUUCAGAGUCAGGGUCCUAACCACAUUUUGUGUUCUUGUUCUUAGAGUUGUUACAAAUCCAAGUACUCCUGUUGCGUCUGAGAAAGAACUUUACAAAUCCUAUUUAAAGAUUUUUAAGUUAAGGUCAGAUCAUAACAGUAUUCAUAAACUUUAUCCAUGAUUGAGUGUUUUAUUACAACUUUUUGUAAAUCUUGUUGCGUGGUAAAAUAAUGUGUCUGCAGUGCCAUUUUGUGACUUGUUUUUGAAGUGCAAUUUGCAGCCAUUGUAAAGAGAAGACUAAAGUCUAUGUGCUGUAUCAGAAUAUGUUACUUGUUGCUACUCACAGUUGUGGUUCUAUUAAUGUUACAUGUUGUUACUGUUGCUGCAGUUGUAUUUAUUUGACGAUGUUCUGAAGACAGGAUUUGUCGUUGUAUUUGUUUAACAAGUCUGAACGGUCACAAUUUCAAGAAAACUGAGCUGUGGUUAAAUAAACACUAGCAACAUG